GACAGAGGUGCAAUCUUGAAAGUUGGGAGAGGUGUAAGGAUGGCCGAAGCCGAGGCUAUGCGAUUCGUGUCCAGCCGUUCUUCCAUUCCCGUACCUGAAGUAUACGAGGCGUACGAAAAAAACGGAACAGGGUACAUCUACAUGUCCAAAGCUGAAGGACUGCAGUUGGGAGAGAUGUGGUCGUCGUUGUCGGACGAUAAGAGGGCAUACGUUGCAGAUCAGCUUCGAGGAUACGUGGCAGAGCUUCGUGAUAUGCGCGGGAACUUCUAUGGCGCGCUUUGGAAUCAACCUAGCGCAGACAUCUUCUUCUCACACCUAUGUCUAAAAACACACGACGACAAGCAAUACGGUCCCUUCAAGUCAAGAACCGAAUAUAAUCAAGGGCUAGUCGAGGCUCUUACCAACUCUCGUCCCGGAGGCCAACUUGGGGAAUCAGAAAAUAGCAUCGUCGCCAAAAUCUCAGUUUUGACAGAAGACGCCAAGGUUUUCUCUCAUGGCGACCUCCACCUCGACAACAUCCUAGUCGAUGGCAACUGCAAAAUUAUGGCAAUUGUUGAUUGGGGCUCAGCUGGCUUCAGCAUAUCAGGGCGAGAAUAUUUAGAGGCCAAUCUACGAGCUCGACAACCCGAAUGGAUCAAA
Trematosphaeria pertusa is the source of this 639-nucleotide messenger RNA. Its product is annotated as kinase-like protein. NCBI's taxonomy places the organism in Eukaryota, Fungi, Ascomycota, Dothideomycetes, Pleosporales, Trematosphaeriaceae. The annotation marks the transcript as partial. The transcript has a single exon. The record is from RefSeq and is a predicted model, not a curated record.